This is a messenger RNA of Entamoeba invadens IP1, 1551 nucleotides long. RefSeq lists its product as hypothetical. The transcript has a single exon. Gene Ontology annotation, biological process: fatty acid biosynthetic process. NCBI's taxonomy places the organism in Eukaryota, Evosea, Mastigamoebida, Endamoebidae. The record is from RefSeq and is a predicted model, not a curated record. Gene Ontology annotation, cellular component: membrane. The coding region runs from base 1 to 1551 and encodes 516 amino acids. Gene Ontology annotation, molecular function: acyltransferase activity, transferring groups other than amino-acyl groups.
AUGAGUGAAUCAGCUCAAACACCGGCUGUUACCGAACCAAAGGUAAAGGAAGAAGCCCCAAAGCCAAAGGUUGUAGAUGAGAAAGAGAAAUACUUAAAGCCGUAUUGGUACCCUAAGUCGAUUGGCGAGCAAAACCCUAUUUUGAAGAGUUUGAAAGACAACGUGAAUAGGGGUUCUCCAUUGACCAAAGCUAUAGACAUUAUAGUAAAAUUAGUCUUAAUUACUAUCCCAACAUUGAUCGUCUUAAAAAUAUUCAAAUUUUGGAAGAGUUACUUAGACUUGUCUUCUGGCAUCUUUGUAGAAGAGAACAAAAAGGUCUUGUUGAUAGGGUUUGCUUUAGUGUUGAUUGCUGUUGGUGGGUUGAUAUACUUCUGGGCCACUCGAAGAAGAAGAGUCCUCUUAGUAGAUUUUGCUUGCUGUUGGCCAUCCGAUGAGUUGAAGAUGACAGCUGAUGGUGUCAAAGACAUUAUAGUGAAAUGUGGACUCUUUGAGCAAGAGUAUAUCGACUUCCAGUGUAAAUUACUUUACAGAACUGGACUUGGUGAUGAGACGUAUUUGCCACGCCCCUUCCAUCAAUAUCCAUUUAAGACUACAAUGGCUCUUUCACGUGAAGAAUGUGAAAUUGUGAUGAAGAACUGCUGCGAUCAGUUAUUUGAGCAAACCAAAAUUAAUCCCCAAAAGGACAUUGAUAUCGUCAUUUGCAAUUGUUCCUUGUUCAACCCAACUCCAUCGAUCAGUGCCAUGUUAAUGAACAUGUACAAAUUGAAACCAACAUGCAAGAACUAUAAUUUGGCGGGGAUGGGGUGUAGUGCGGGAUUGGUCUCCAUCGACUUAGCCAGAGAUCUUUUGAAUGUCUACCCCAAUAUUAACCUUUUGGUCUUCUCAACUGAAAAUAUCACACAGAAUUGGUAUGAUGGGAAAGAGAAGGGUAUGUUAAUUUCUAACACUUUAUUCAGAAUGGGCGGUGCUGCUAUAUUACUUUCUAAUAAGAGAAAGUGGCUCAACAAAGCCAAAUUUGAAUUGUUGACCACCGUCAGAAUUCACCACGGGAAGUUCGAUGACUCAUAUAAGGCAGUCUUCCAAUAUGAAGACAAAGAUGGAAAGGUCGGCGUGAAGAUCGGAAGAGAAUUGUUGAAGUGCGUCACUCGAGCAUUAACACAAAACAUGGGCAUUUUAAUGCCACAAGUCAUUUCAUAUAGAGACAUGAUUAACUUCGUCAUCUUCUUCAUUAAGAAAAAACUCGGGAAGACAGCUAAAGGAGAGGAAUUCAUGCCUAACUUCAGAGAAACUUUCCAAGCGUAUUGUAUCCAUGCUGGAGGAAGAGCUAUCAUCGACGGGUUGCAAGAUAACUUGAAAUUAACAGACGAGGACUGUAUGCCUUCAAGAUCAACGUUAUACAGAGUCGGAAACACUUCAUCAAGCUCGGUCUGGUAUGAAAUGAAAUUCAUCGAAAGAAUUGAAACACUGAAAAAGGGUGAUCUUGUUUGGCAGGUGGCGUUCGGUAGUGGACUGAAAUGUAACUCAUGUGUUUGGAGAAAGAUAUGCAAUUAA